Molecule: messenger RNA, 3452 nt
Organism: Pipra filicauda (Wire-tailed manakin)
Lineage: Eukaryota; Metazoa; Chordata; Aves; Passeriformes; Pipridae
Gene: HEXD
Product: hexosaminidase D
Exons: 11
Coding region: 255-2090 (611 amino acids)
Biological process (GO): carbohydrate metabolic process
Molecular function (GO): hexosaminidase activity
Source: RefSeq, a predicted model, not a curated record
CCGCGAUCCCACCCCGCCUCCCACCGCAGCUCCCCCGGAGCCGCGGUCCCACGGCCGGGCCUGGGCACUGCUGCCCCAGGGGCAGCGGGUGGGAGGUGCGGCCCAGGGCCCCCCUGUGCCGGUACCUGCUGUGCCGGCGGCCCCCGCGGCCCGUCCCUGUUCCCGUCGCCGGUCCCGGCCCGCUCCCGGCGCUCUCGGGGCCGCGGGGCAGCGCCCGGCGCUGCGGGGCCAUCGCGCCUCCUCCGCGGCGAGCGAUGCGCUCGGCGCGCUUCGCCCUGGCCUGCCCUGCCUGGGGAGCGCGCUCGGCCGGGCGGGAGGAUCCGGCCCAGGGCCGGGGGCGGCGGAGGGGCGGCUGCGGGACAGCGGGAAACCGGGACAGCGGGACACGGGGACAGCGGGACGCGACCUGGCAGCGCCGGGACAGCGGGGCCGGGGCGGCGGGCCGCAGGCCGGCAGUGUGUGCGGGGCACGGCGGCGGCAGCCCAAAGCAAUCGAGGCCGGAGCAUGCGGCGGCGCCUGGUGCACCUGGACCUGAAGGGCGCCGCGCCCCGCGCGCCGUACCUGGAACAGGUGAGGGAGGGACCUGGGGCGGGUGCCGGAUUUACCAGGCACAGGUGAGGAACAUGCCUGGCGCAGGUAAGGGGUGUACCUGGGGCAGGUGGGGAACAUACUUGGCACAGGUGAGGAGGGGAUGGGGACAACAGGACUCAUCCCGGCCCGGCCGCUCCCCCGCUGUCCCCUCCCUCCCGCAGGUGCUGCCGCUGUUCCGUGCCCUCGGUGCCACCGGGCUGCUGCUGGAAUAUGAGGACACCUUCCCGUAUACGGGGCCGCUGGAGCCGCUGCGGGCACCGCACGCCUACAGCCCCGCGGAGCUCCGGGCUGUGCUGAGCCGGGCGCGGGCGCAGGGCCUGGACGUGGUGCCGCUGGUGCAGAGCUUCGGGCACAUGGAGUUUGUGCUGAAGCACAGGGAGUUCGCUCAUCUGCGGGAGGUGCCGGCGCUGCCCAACGCCCUGAACCCGCACAAGGAGGAGUCUCUGGCGCUGGUCAAGGCCAUGAUUGACCAGGUCAUGGCCCUGCACGAGGGCCUGGAAUGGUUCCACAUCGGAUGUGAUGAGGUCUACUACCUCGGUGAAGGAGAGGAGUCAAAGCAGUGGCUGCAGCAGCCAGACAACACCCCAGAGAAGCUGUGCUUGGCCCACAUAAAGGCAGUUGCCAGUUGUGUGGCCUCAUCUUACCCCAGGGUGACUCCCAUCGUGUGGGACGACAUGCUCAGGGGGAUGAGUGAGGAAACACUGGCAGACUCCGGGGUCCCACAGCUGGUGCAGCCCAUGAUCUGGGACUAUGCAGCCGACCUGGAUGUGGAGGGCAAAGUGCAGCUCCUAGAGAAGUAUCGGAGAUGUGGCUUCUCCAAGGUGUGGUUUGCAAGUGCCUUUAAAGGAGCCACAGGAGUGAAUCAGUCCCUCACACUUAUUGGGCACCACCUGAAGAACCAGCUGGAGUGGCUGGAAGUGGCCAGCAGGACCCCCCCUGAUGUCCUUGAAGGUAUCGCCCUGACCGGCUGGCAGAGGUAUGAUCACUUCUCUGUUUUGUGUGAGCUUCUCCCAGUGGCAAUUCCAUCCCUGGCUGUGUGUCUGCAGGCACUAAAGAAUGGUGGCUACUCUGAAAAGGUUAAAGAAAAUGUGGAAAAGCUCCUGGGAAUGUCUAACCUGGAGAUUGAUACUUACAUGAGCACCAGUCUGGGCACCUUUCCUGGGAGCAACAUCCUCACCCUUGUGACACAAGUGAGCUUCUACCUCAAGUCAUCAGUGGAUGAACUUCUGGAAAGGAACAGGUAUGUCACAGGCUGGUUCAGCCCCUACCACAGGAAAAGGAAGAUUAUUCAUCCUAUAAUAAUGCACCUCUUCCAGCCAGAUGCAGUCAGUCUCCUCUCCAAGUGGAAUGCUGUGGUGCAAGACCUCCAAGCAGCCAUGGAGCAAGUUUUCCACCAGUGUGCUAUAGAGGAGUGGAUGGAGGAGAACGUCCACCCCAGCCUGCAGAAGCUGCAGCAAGUGGUGGAUGAUUUAGAUGAAGCAAUAAAAGCACAAAAUUAGGGGCACUUCAAUUAGUCUGUCUCAUUCCAUGGGAAAACACGGCUAGUGGAAAUCACCAACUAGUCAUUGAGCUGGAGUUUGUCAUCUGGAGAGCUGAACUGUGAUUAAACAACAGUGACCUGAGGGCAAGAAGGAAUUUACUGGUGUAAUAGACUUCAAGUCUAUUUUAAUCUUCCUGUCUUAACAUACACUGAGCCUUAAUUCACCUGCCCUGUAAGUCAGGUUUGCUGCCCUUGCAUAACAGAAUGCAGGAUCACAACUCUGGAAAAAAACCCAGUUUCUUCCACAUUCAGUAUUUGUAGCAAUAGAGUUUCUUACUUAACAAUACCUGGAAAAGUUCUACAAGUUCUACUCCAGUCAGUGCCCAGCAUGUCCACCCUUUGCAAUUUCUAUAAAAAGAAAUAUUUAGGAUACUUACACCAUGCUUUAGGUCCUUUUGUUCUGUCCUGCCACUCCUCCAUGUGUCAGCUGUGCUGUGUCCUGCCAUUCCAUCACCAGUCCUUCCACAGCAGGGAGCAGUUCCAGAUUUUGGGUUGGAUUUUUUCAGUCUUUGAAACACAUAAAAGCCUGGGGCUUAAAUCCUGCUUUGAUUAGCCUGAGGUCAGGGAUUAACAUCCAGCCUUUUGCAGAGGUCUGAGCAAGGCCCUGUCAGGUGCUGACAGGUCACAGCAGAGGCAGGAGGGGACAGGUUCCAUUCCAGGCCAGAGCCAGAGGGAGCUCCAGGAAUAGUGACCCUUGGACUUGGAGUGAAAACUGCCAAACAAACAUUGGGCUGCUUCACUGGCUGCCAAAGCAUCAGUUAACCUCAGCUUAGUCUCAUUCCCACAGAAAAGCACCAUCCCACUCUCUAAGGCACCUGAUGAGCUCUGUAAAACCUGAAACUGCAGGUUUGUCCCAGUUUGAGGCAUGACUUGAAGUUACUAAAUAUGAGGAAAAAAUGCUGGUUUAUUCUGCUUUAAUAUCAAACUUUUCAUAUUGUGUGGCAAUAUAUUUUGUGGACGUAACUGGAGCAAUAAGAUAAACACCACAGUGGAAAUAAUUCAGAAGUCUGGUAGUUAAAUACAUCACCAUGAAUAUUCAAAAUAUUUACUUGUGCUUCACUUAUUCCUUUAAAUUAUUUUUUUUUUUUAGAAGCACAGGUAUUGAAAUUCUCUUGGAACAAUCUCUAGAUUCAGAAAGUACAAGUACAGCAUAAGACAAACUUUAACUUUCUCAAUGAGAGCCUCAGUGAUUAGGUCCACAUGCAGAUUUUAUUCUAAAAACAAGCAAUUGCUAUGCAGACCUUAAUUACAAAAGUUACAUGCCUUGAACUAAACAAGAUCUUAACUUAUUUUCCUUGAAUAAAUCCUUUGAUACUCAAAA